UUUUCAUUCAUGGUUUUGGUCGUUGAGAAAUUGUGGUUUUCUGUUGAUCAUUUGGUUUAAAUUGUUUGUUUUUAUUUUUAAUUGUUGAUUAUUGGUGAUUUUCGUCGAUCGUUAAUUGGUUAUUCCAACUAUGGACUUCAUGUUGCUGAGUGAUGAUGAUGAUGACGACAGUCUUACUAUUGUUCCUCCAAGAAAGCGUCACAUCAAGAGGAGAAUCAUGUCAUCAGAUGAAUCGGAUGGUGAUGAUAUUGAGGUUAUUUCUUCUCAUUUUGAUAGAGAAAGUCAAUCAAAUGAAAGGAGUAAAAGGGCUAAAACACCUUCCAAGAAGAUGAGAACUAUUAGAUUAUCGGAUUCAUCUGAUUCUGAAGAAGAGAAUGAAAAAAAUAGUGAGACUAGUGACUCCAAUUAUUCUGAUGAAUCGAAAGCUUUUGAAGAGAAAAGUGAAGAAUCUCUGGAUGUAGAUUCUGAUGUUUAUGGAAGCAACUCUUCAAAAUCUCCCACAGCAGAAGAGGAAGUAGCAGAAGAUGACAUUUUGGAUGCAUUUAAAAGUUCUGAUGAGGAGGAAGAUCUACCUCCUGAUCCCUCGGCGCCAGAAGAUUUGGACGAUGAUGAAGAUUAUGAUGAUAUCGUGGGUGAAAGUUCUGAUGAGGAAGAUGAGAUCGCUAUUACAUCUUCAUUGGAAGCAAGUAAAAUGACCUUAAGGGCAAAAGUGUUAUCCUACCUGGAAGAAGCAAGUGCAGCUGAUCUACUUAUUAUUCCAGGAGUUUCAAAGAAAAAGGCUCAAUGUAUUAUGGGUUUAAGACCUUUCGCUAACUGGAUGGACCUGAUAACCAAAAUUAGAUGUGAAAAGUCAUUAAGCAUUGAUCUUAUUGAUGAUUGUAAAGAAGUGGUGAAAAGUCAUGCAGCCAUCACGAAACUUUUAGGUGAAUGUGAGAAAAUUUCAGAAAAAAUGAGCGAGACUGUUGAGAAAUUGGAACCCGCUGUACAGCCAAAGAUUCUUAAUCAAUCAAUGUCAUUAGCAAAUUAUCAAUUGAUUGGCCUCAAUUGGUUAGUUUUAUUAUACAAGCGGAAUAUCAAUGGUAUUCUGGCUGAUGAAAUGGGUCUUGGAAAGACCAUUCAAGUUAUCGCUCUAUUGGCUUACCUAAGAGAAAAUUGCAAGAAUAAAGGACCUCAUUUAAUUGUUGUUCCAUCAUCAACAUUGGAAAAUUGGCAAAGAGAAUUUGAGACUUGGUGUGAGCCCAUUCAAGUUGUUCUUUAUCACGGAUCAAUGGACUACAGAGCUCAACUGAGGAAUCAAAUGGCAACCAAAAAAAUUAAAUUCGAUGUGAUUCUUACCACUUACAAUCUUGUCGGGAAUCCAGAUGAUAAGCGUUUCCUGAAGCGGGUUCCAAUUCAGUAUAUUGUCUUUGACGAAGCUCAUAUGCUUAAGAAUAUGAAAACCAAUAGAUUUGGUAAUUUAAUCUCACUUCGAGCCAAACAUCGACUUCUACUCACAGGUACUCCAGUUCAAAACAAUCUACUCGAAUUGAUGUCCCUUCUUUUCUUUACAAUGCCAACAUUUUUCUCAAGUAAACUAACCCACCUACAGAAUCUAUUUAAAAAUCGUGAGGGUGAGACAACAUUUGAGAAAGAUCGAGUGGACCAAGCAAAACGUAUUCUUAAACCGUUUGUCCUUCGUCGACUUAAAGUUAAUGUUCUUAAACAAUUGCCCAACAAGACGGAACAUAUUAAAAAGUGCCCCAUGGAAAAUGAGCAAGAAUUCAAGUAUAUGGAACUCGUUGAAAAUUAUACUCGAGAGUAUCGAUACAGUGGGAAAAAUAUUUACGAAAAUGGUGGUGACGAACCUGAUGAGAGUUUUGUCAAGUACCGAAAGGGAGCAGCCAUGUUGAUGGAAUUAAGGAAGGCAGCUAAUCAUCCACUUCUACUGAGAAGAUAUUACGAUCUGAGUAAACUUCGAGAAAUGGCCAAGAUCAUCGUAAAAGAACCAGCUCAUCGUGAUGCCAGAGUUGAUUAUGUCUUUGAAGACAUGGAAGUGAUGAAUGAUUUUGAACUUCACAAUUUAUGUUGUAAACAUCAAUCAUUAGAGAGAUUUAGAUUAACCAAUGAUUUUAUCCUUAAUUCUGGUAAAUUCAAAGCCCUUGACGAUUUACUGCCUUUCUUUAAGAAACGAAACCAAAGAGUUCUGAUUUUCAGUCAAUUCGUCAUGAUGCUUGAUAUUAUGGCAGAAUAUCUUAAAAUAAGGAAUCACAAGUUCCUUAGAUUAGAUGGUCAAACCAAAGUUUCAGAUCGAUUAGCGCUCAUCGAUCAAUACACAGAAGAUGAUAACAUUUUUAUCUUCCUUCUUUCCACUCGAGCUGGAGGACUUGGUAUCAAUUUAACUGCUGCCAAUGUGGUCAUAAUCCAUGAUAUCGAUUUCAAUCCAUAUAAUGACAAACAAGCGGAGGAUCGAUGUCACCGAAUGGGUCAAGAUGAACCGGUUGAAAUUUAUCGAUUAAUAUCUGAGAAUAGUGUCGAAGAGGGAAUGAUCAAAAUUUGUGAUGAAAAACUCAAAUUAGGAGAAGACAUUUACGUUAAAACGGGCGAAAAGUCAAUUCGAGAUGAUUCCAAGGAUAUCAAGACACUUCUACGUCGAACUUUGGGCAUUUAAAGUGUUUCGAGAAUCAAGAUCAAUCUAUUUACUUGUUUUUUUCUACCUCUAAAAAGAUCCCUCAAUAAGUGAUGUACUUAUCUUAAUUACUUUGCGAAUGUGAUUAUUUUUUUACAAUCUAUUCUUUCAAUUAUUAUUAUUUUCAUCUCAUGUCACCAACAAUUGGUGUUCAUUGAUCUUUAGUUGAAUUUAAUUAUCAUCUAAAUCUUAUGUUAUCAAUUUAUCUCAAUGUGACUUGCCCUUUGAAUUUGGUAUUUACAACUUAUAAAUCUAAUUGGAAGCCAAUGGAUUAAUCUGUUACUUCAUUUGACUCAUCUAUUAUUAUUAAAUACGAUUUAUGAUCACCAAUUGUGUCAAUUAAUUGAUCAAAAGUCUAAAUUGUUAAAAGUCCCACGUGACCGAUAUUAACUGUACUGUAUUUAUUUACAAAUUUCUCAUCUUAAUUUUGAUAAAAUUUUCAACUAUUCAAACGCUUUUA
Messenger RNA from Panonychus citri (citrus red mite), 3125 nucleotides. RefSeq names its product SWI/SNF-related matrix-associated actin-dependent regulator of chromatin subfamily A containing DEAD/H box 1A-like. The transcript has 3 exons. Gene Ontology annotation, molecular function: ATP binding; ATP-dependent chromatin remodeler activity; DNA binding. Bases 131 to 2647 code for a protein of 838 amino acids. NCBI's taxonomy places the organism in Eukaryota, Metazoa, Arthropoda, Arachnida, Trombidiformes, Tetranychidae. Gene Ontology annotation, cellular component: nucleus. The record is from RefSeq and is a predicted model, not a curated record.